Messenger RNA from Suillus subaureus, 1252 nucleotides. RefSeq lists its product as uncharacterized. The record is from RefSeq and is a predicted model, not a curated record. The transcript is spliced from 4 exons. Bases 372 to 1205 code for a protein of 277 amino acids. NCBI's taxonomy places the organism in Eukaryota, Fungi, Basidiomycota, Agaricomycetes, Boletales, Suillaceae.
ACUGGUGAAGAUCGCCUUCCAGUCCCUAGGCCUCAAACCCGAGUUGUCUGCAACUCUGUGUCUCUGUGGAACCGGAAUAUAGCGCGCUGCCCGCUGGUGAUGUCAUAGAACACAUAGCGCUUACUAUAAGUAGAAGUCGGAACGAAGACAUGAACUUGUUUCCAACCCCAUCUUCUCUACGACUACGACCAUGGAGUCAAUCAAUACCCCAGUUGGUUUUGAGCUCGAAAUCACAUUGAUGCCACUACAAGAUACCGUUACCGAGCUCAUAGAUUUCGGAUCUCGAAUGGAACCCACCAAACGUGAUAUAUCCCACAAUGCCACUGCGAUACAUCACUUCCUGAAAUCUCGCCUCAACCACGGUCUUAAAGAUGCUGGUACCUACUCGCAAUGGAACGUCAUGGCUAAUGGUACUGUGGCCUACGAAAACCCCUACUACGGCCUCUCCGAGACUUUCUGUCGGCUCAUGGCAAAGUGCCAUACAGCAUAUGUUCAACACGCUCAAGGACCUUAAUCAAUUCCGAUCGCUUCAGCCCAUUGAAGAUUCGCGGGACACAAUCGAGUUCCAACUUUUCCCUUCCACAACAAACCCUGCAAUAUUUCAACAAUACGUAUUGUUUGCGUUAGCUCUCCUCUCGUCCGCUAUACGAGUCAGCACAACAUACUAUACCAAUCGCAUCGCGGAACUACAAAACGCUACUCUGGAUGACCUUCGCCAGUUCAUUGCUCCACACCCCCAUGAAGCAUUUCGAUACUGCACAUUGUUCAGCGGAAAGACCCAUGAUGCAGAUGCCAAACGAAACGAGCAGCGGCUUUUGCCAGCAGAGUGGGCCCAGGAAGCCGAGGAGGCCCGCCGCCGCGCUGCGAACUCGACUCCACUUCCGAUAGUCGAGAUACCUUGUGAUCGUGCACUGGUAUUCAUGUAUUCACUGUCUGUUCGCAUCGAUGUCGCAAAGCUCGCUGUCUAUUCACAUCGACGUUUUCGCAACCAUCAUGCAUUCACUGUCUCUUUCACACGGACGUUUGCCAAGGGCUUUCUGUCUCUUCUCUGCCACCGUCUGUUCCCGUCAACGUUUUCGCAGGGCUUUCCACCCGUUCGGCGGGCCUUCGCUGGCACGCAUUCAUCGUUUCUUCGUAUCAAUAUUUCGGCGCCAGGGCUUCGCUUAUCCUCAGGGUUUUCACGAGUCUCAAAAACUAGUUUUUGACGAGUUUUGUAUGCAGUUUAGAAAACAAUUUUUUUGAGCUAUUCUGA